AUGGGGCCGAGCGGCGCGAGAACGGGGAUCCCCUUCCCCGGCGCCAGCAGCGCCAGCAGCACCAGUGGCUCUGUGCGCGCUGCUUCCAUUCCGCGCUCGGUCGCCGAUUCUGCCUCCGAAUCGGGCGAAGCGAUGGAGCAUCGCGACAUGGACGUCGACUCAGAGACCCCAACAGCAGCAGCAAGGCGCACAACACACACCGCCGUGGAGUCUUCCACCAGCCUACCCAGCAUCAAAAACCUCUUUGGCAUCGAGCGCAAGGAGCCGCUCGCUUCGGUUCGACGUGCUGAUGCAUUAUCCGAGGACGGUCAUUCCUCCCGUGGCACCGCGACUCCAAGUUCGCCAGCCGCCAUCUCAGCAUCGUCGCAAUCCCUAGAGCACCGCGGCCACCGCAGCCACGCCAGCACCAGCAGCUUUUCAGAAUUUCAAUCAGGGCUCUCGCACAGUGCCAGCUCUUCCUCGCUUGGGCCCAUUCGUACACGACAUUCUUCGAAUGCUUCCGGCUCGUACGGUCGCAGUGGACCAAUUGUGCCUAGCACUCCGCCUCGUCACGCUGGCGUAGCUGCACACCCUUUCAGUCCAGAAGAUGCUGCAGGCCCGAGACGCAGAGUCGACUCGCGCUCUCGCCAGGCGCAGGCACUCAAAGGGCUGAUCCUGUCUCCACCAUCUCGCAGACUGCCUCUCGAUGGCGACGGACCCGCUUCCGAUAUGCACCCCGGAUCGCAAAGACGCAGCGGUCAUCGUCCUGCCUCUUCCUCUUCCGGCUCACUCUCGACGCUCUUUUCGCACAUCUCGACCUCUUCCGAUCCCGCACCCAUGCUGCCACCUGGCUAUGUUCCUUCAGCGCACACUUCAGAGGAGAGUGUGCCGCACGAGGGAUGGGGAGCCGCCAGCGCUCCUUCAGAUAGCACCAGUCCACGCACCAGCUGGCAUAGCCGAUCCUCGACGCUCGAGUCCGGCGAGGCCGCAUACAAGAUGACGGGCAGCGAUCGUCCCUCCGGUUCGCUGCUGCCACCAUUUCGCGAAUCGCACUUUCCGCCGGGCGAUCUGUCUCGCUAUUCACCCGAACGGCAUUUUUCGAAUCUGUCGCGCCAUCGUUCUAUGCGUACGCCUGGAUCUUCCGCCGAUUUGCCUGGCUCUUCCAGUCGACCUCGUGCCCGUACUUUGACAAACGCAGACCGACCCAUUGCUCCCUUGCCGAAAUCCGAGGAUCCAGCGAGGAAGCAGAGGCUCGAGGCUGCGUCGGAACUGAUCCGCAUGGGUCAGCAGGGGGCCGAUGAUCCCCAUAUGGCAGGAGGUGGCGGUCGCAUGUACUCGCACAAGCACAGCAUGUCGAUGCAGGAGCGCGUACCGCUACCCAUGGAGCUCUACGAAAACGCCAGCGCCGUCCGAACACAUCGACCUAAAUCUCAUUCCAUGUCGGGGCAGGAACCCUUUGAUCCAAACAUGCCGAUUCACCACGGUCCGCCGGGAAUGCCCGCGCCGGGGCUGGGUGCACCGCCGUUUGAUCGAGGCGGGCCACCGCCACCGCCAGGAACAGGAGGUGCUGGUGCAUUUGAUUCCUUCCAUCCGAGGCGGGGUCGUGGCGCCGGCGAUGAGGCAUUGCGCCCUGGUGGAGCCGGUUGGGUGUUCCCUCGACGACCCAUGCCUUCGGAAGCGGCAGAGGCUCAACGCAAUGCAUUCCAAGCGCAGAUGAUGCGAGGACAGGGGCUCGCCAGUGUCCCAGACGGCAUCAUUUCUGCUCAGCACGGCGGUGGUUUCGGUGGUAUGCGUGCAGCACCGAGCACAACGGGAACCAUUGCUUCAGGGCAAGCCAAGUACGAAUGUGCAUGGUGCGGUAAGCGUUUCUCGCGUCCUUCGAGUCUUAAGAUCCAUCAUCAUUCUCACACUGGUGAGAAGCCUUUCGUAUGCAACGAGCCGGGCUGCGGACGCUCGUUUAGCGUCCAGUCAAAUCUGCGACGACAUCAGAAGUGUCAUACUCCCGGCGGCGAUCAGUCGGAGAUGGAUCCGUCCCGUCAGCAACACGGGCAAAGUUCGAGUCGGAGUGACGAUGGCUACUGGGCUCGUGGGCCGCCUCCUCCCGCCGCCUCUUCUGGAGCGAGGAUGAGCCCCAUUGCUGGAGGAAGCGGCGGAUGGCACCCAGCUCACCCUGCUCAUCCGGGCUAUGGACCUGGCCCUGGGCCGGGACCUGUGCAUGGACCUGUUCACGGGUAUGGAAUGGGACACCCGCCGCCGCCUGGUUCGGUGCCACCGCAGAUGCAGAUGCAAAUGCAAAUGCAGAUGCACGGUAAAGAUCAUCCGCCCCUGUCGCGCUCCGCCUACGAGCCAGGUUCUCGCAGCAUGACCACGUGGACCGAGAUGCGCCGCGGCGAAAUGCCACCGCCCGGCUAUCGCGACUAUGAGCGCGGCGGACCUGCCGAAGAGCCCUAUGCCGCGUCCGGAUCGCCACGCCGCUUCACCCAGAUGCGCGAGCACCAUCUCUCCGAGUCCUCUGCUGAAGAGGAAGAAGAGGACGAAUUACUGCACGAAGACGAUCCGCCCACAAGAGACGUCAAGUCGGAACGUGAUGCUCCUCGAUCUAUCACAAGAGGCUCGGGCUCGAGCGAAGACGAGGCGGACAGGACGGUCACUUUGAAAAGUGGGCCGAGACCGAGGAGCGCCACGAGCGCCAGCACGACGUCGAACCUCAGGGCCGGGUUCACGUCGUUGUUGAACCCGGAGAAUGCGAGGGGUGAGGCGAGGGUUCAAGAGGAGCGAUAA
Messenger RNA from Sporisorium graminicola, 2760 nucleotides. RefSeq lists its product as uncharacterized. The transcript has a single exon. Lineage: Eukaryota; Fungi; Basidiomycota; Ustilaginomycetes; Ustilaginales; Ustilaginaceae. Gene Ontology annotation, cellular component: transcription regulator complex; PcG protein complex. Bases 1 to 2760 code for a protein of 919 amino acids. Gene Ontology annotation, biological process: regulation of transcription by RNA polymerase II. The record is from RefSeq and is a predicted model, not a curated record. Gene Ontology annotation, molecular function: RNA polymerase II cis-regulatory region sequence-specific DNA binding; DNA-binding transcription factor activity, RNA polymerase II-specific.